AUGCAACUGUAUAUCGGCGGAUUAAAAGAAUUUUCACAAGAGAAAGAGAUAGAGGACUAUCUCUCACAGUAUGGAAGGGUACAAGCACUUAAACUAUACAGUUCAUAUGGGUUUGCUACAGUAGAUGAGGAUAUUGGUAACAAGAUCCUUGAAGACACCCAUGAAAUGAACGGAAACAAGAUAGUAAUUGAGACUGCAAAGGGCCAGAGAGGCAGUAUAGGAGAGUUUGGAAGGAGGUACAUGUACAAGCAAAAAAGACCAGCACCCAGACGGGUCUCUAGACUUAUCUUGGAGAACCUUCCAAAGGACUUGGACUGGGCAGAACUUAGGUCAUUCAUUCUAAUGAGUGGUGCACGGCCAGUAUAUCUAAGAAUACUUCCAUCUGGAGAUGGACUAUUGGAGUUCAUAUGCAGACAGGACAGAGAUGUUGCCUUGGAGAGACUGAACAAUCAAAACUUCUAUGGGAAAACCAUCAAUGCACGCUUUGGCAGGAAGAGAUCUGCCAUUAUUUCUGGUAGAGAGCGUGAUUUGGCUGAUUCCCGUGAGGUUCCUGAAGGAAUUCCAGAAGAGAAAUAA
Messenger RNA from Nematocida ausubeli, 576 nucleotides. RefSeq lists its product as uncharacterized. Lineage: Eukaryota; Fungi; Microsporidia. The coding region runs from base 1 to 576 and encodes 191 amino acids. The transcript has a single exon. Gene Ontology annotation, molecular function: RNA binding. The record is from RefSeq and is a predicted model, not a curated record.